Molecule: messenger RNA, 2045 nt
Organism: Canis lupus familiaris (dog)
Lineage: Eukaryota; Metazoa; Chordata; Mammalia; Carnivora; Canidae
Gene: C8B
Product: complement C8 beta chain
Exons: 12
Coding region: 102-1874 (590 amino acids)
Biological process (GO): immune response
Cellular component (GO): membrane attack complex
Molecular function (GO): protein binding
Source: RefSeq, a predicted model, not a curated record
GACCUGUUUGCUCUAUGGGGACAGAAGCUGACAGCAGUGCUCCCUGCGUGGACCUUUCAUGGACCUAGGAGCCUCGGCAGAAGCUCGGUCUCAUACUGAAAAUGAAGACAUCUCGGCCGCAGGGGUGGAGGGCACUGGCAGAGCUGAUUCUUCUCUGUGCUGCUCUGGGCUGCCUCAGUUUACCUGGCUCCAGAAGUGAAAGGCCACAAUCUCUUGAGUCAAACGCAGUCAAUGAGAGCCUUGCCAAGAGCAGACAAACACGGAGUGUGGAUGUCACGCUGAUGCCUAUUGAUUGUGAACUGUCCAGCUGGUCCUCCUGGACCAUGUGUGAUCCCUGUCAGAAGAAAAGGUACAGACAUGCCUCCUUGCUCCGGCCCUCUCAGUUCUAUGGGGAACCGUGUAACUUCUCUGACAAGGAAGUUGAAGACUGUGUUACCAGCAGACCAUGCAGAAGCCAAGUGCGAUGUGAAGGCUUUGUGUGUGCACAGACAGGGAGGUGUGUAAACCGCAGACUUCUCUGCAAUGGGGACAAUGACUGUGGAGACCAGUCUGAUGAAGUGAACUGUAGGAGGAUUUAUAAAAAAUGUCAGCAUGAAAUGGAACAGUACUGGGCAAUCGGCCGUCUGGCCAGUGGGGUAAAUCUGUUCACCAACAGUUUUGAGGGCCCAGUACUCGAUCACAGGUAUUACGCCGGAGGAUGCUCCCCCCAUUACAUACUGAACACGAGAUUCAGGAAGCCCUACAAUGUGGAAAGCUACACCCCACAGACCCAAGGCAAAUACAAAUUUGCACUGACAGCAUAUGAGUCGUACUCAGAUUUCGAACAUAACAUCACAAAGACAGAAAGAAGCACAUCCAGUUUCAGCUUUGGUUUUAAAAUACCUGAAAUAUUUGAAUUUGGCAUUAGCAUGGCAAGUGAUAAUGGCAAACAUUUUAUUAGCAGAAUCAAGCGAUUCUCUCACACCAAAAGCACAUUUCUGCACGCGCGCUCUGACCUUGAAGUAGCACAUUACAAGCUGAAACCCAGAAGCCUCAUGCUCCAUUACGAAUUCCUUCAGAGAGUCAAGCUGCUGCCCCUGGAGUACAGUUAUGGGGAGUACAGAGAUCUCUUCCGUGAUUUCGGGACCCACUACAUCACAGAGGCUGUGCUGGGGGGCAUUUAUGAAUACACGCUCAUUAUGAACAAAGAAGCCAUGGAGAGAGCAGAUUACUCUCUUAAGGCUAUCCAAACCUGUGCCCAGAAUGAUUUUAAAAUCGGUGCUGCCAUUAAGAAGAUCUACGUCAACCUGGGUGUGUCAGUGGACACGUGCGAGCAUAUUCUGAGGGAAAUAGGAGACAGAAACAAGAGGAACACAAUGGUGGAGGACUUGGUGGUCCUUGUACGAGGAGGGGCAAGUGAGCACAUCACUACCCUGGCAUAUAAGGAGCUGCCAACAGCGGACCUGAUGCAGGAGUGGGGAGAUGCGGUGCAGUACAACCCAGACAUCAUCAAGAUUAAGGCAGAGCCUCUGUAUGAACUGGUGACAGCCACGGACUUUGCCUACUCUAGCACAGUAAGACAGAACAUGAAGCGGGCUCUGGAGGAGUUCCAGAAGGAAGUCAGCUCUUGCCGCUGUGCUCCUUGCCAAGGGAAUGGAGUCCCAGUUCUGAAAGAAUCACGCUGUGACUGCAUCUGUCCUAUUGGAUCCCGGGGCCCAGCCUGCGAGGUCACCUAUGAGAAAAAUGUCGCCAUUGAUGGGAGGUGGAAUUGCUGGUCAAACUGGUCUCCGUGUUCUGGAGGACAUAAAACAAGACAAAGGCAGUGCAACAAUCCACCUCCUCAAAAUGAAGGCAGCCCCUGCUUGGGCCCUGCUUCAGAAACACUUAACUGUUAAGGAAGAAGAGCUUCUAGUAGAUACUUCUGUGGGCUGCUCACUGCAAAAGCUCUGAGCCCUUAGGAACUCCGGCCCAGAUACCUCAUACCAAUUCCCACCUGGGGCCAGCCCAAGGGUAGAGGACUGUGCCAUUCAGGGUGUUUGAAAUAAAGCUGUUACUUGCAAAAUGCA